CUUUUCUCCAAAAUCCAUGACGCAGCACCCUGACGCAUGACUCGUCGUCACUCUUUCAUCUGAAGUAAGCGGCAUUCUGGCUCUUUGGAUCUGUGGCAUUACUGGAUCAUCGGAUCUUUCUUGUUUCUUUGCUGCUCAUCAUUCAUUGAGAGUGCUGGUAGCCAAUUGCAACCAUACCACCAGCAGUCUAUCUGUAUACAUACAUCUCGAAUAAUAAUGGACAGCAGUAUCAGCAGCAGCAGCCUGGAGGAUGAACUAGCCGAGUUGGCGCAAUCGUUGAAAGGCGGCGUGGAGAUUUGCGACCGUAAAUGGCGCACCAAGACGUAUCCCGAUUGUUUCUUGCACUCGGACGCUGUGAGCUGGAUGAUGCGCACAGUGACGGGUGGCAGUGAAGAUGCCGCCGUGACCAAAUUGAAUGCGCUCCGCGAGUGCGGCUAUAUUCAACACGUCGUGGAUCCCAACAAACCAUUCAAAGCCCGCCAAACAAAAAUGUUGUAUUUUUGUUUUGUCCAAGACAAGCAAGUGGCCCGCGCACGAUGGCAAGUGGCAAAGAUCCAAUUGGCCAAUCGACAAGGGACCAAGACCAUGACAGCGGGCAAACAGUUGAAACGAAGAGACGUCGAGACUAUUUGGCAAGGAUCCGACGAAUGGGUGUCGCACAAAACACGCGUCGAUCGAAUGGAAGAUUCCAUUUUGAAAUUGACCGAAACACAAGUGGCCGUGCAGACCAAACUGGAAAUUGUCCAUCAAGCCACGAUUUCACUCAUACAGACCGUGGCAGCCACGGCGCUCUUAUUGCUCAUACUACUGGCAUAUACACUCCUCGUCAUUAUUCCAUCGCUGCAUCAGACCACGGGCAUUGUCGUCCUCACGGCCAUUACUGGUACGGUCCUCAUUGGCGCCUUUGUGCGGCAAGGUAGAGACCUGUUCUCGGUAUGGUUGGCGCUCGAUUCUUGUGUCGUACAAGCAUCUCAAGGAACCGAUGCUGUGGAAGAUUACGAAGUGGCAUUGACCCGCGACUUUCCGCUGGACAACGACGACGACCAACCGUUCAAUCCCCGAAAAUCGAGACGGGCCAUGAUGCGCAAAGCCAGAAGCAGCAUUAUACUCAAAGAACCUCUAUUGGUGCGAGCACAAUCCUCUCAUUUGAAGUUGGUCCAGAAAGUUCAGCAGCGGCAACCCAAUGAUCUUCCGGAUCCGUCUCUGUGGCCGCAUCGGCCCGUCUUUUGUUGUGUCAAUACACCCGUCGAUCCCAGCCUUUUUGUGCCCGAAUACCAACUAGGAGCACUGCCCUUGGGGCAACCAUUUCGAUUUUCCUCCGAUCUAUUCGAAGGGCAGUGUUUGAUUCGACUCAAACACGUCCCUCACAGUGACAAUCCGGAAGGAGACGCGGCCUACUUUAAUGGACGACGUCGACUCUUUCAGACGGUCGUUCAGGGACGAUUCAAAGAACCAUUGCCGCUCAACAAUGUUUUGACUGGACACGAAUUUGUCAAACCAUUGCAAAAUUUACCACAUCCGUGGAUCUUGAAAGCGGCCACCAAUUUGAUUGGAAAACUGGCACCGGGAGCCGAAAUACAAGUUGUGGGGAGUGAACCCACCAUGUUGGCCAGUAUGGCCGCCACGUCCCAAGUCGUACGAGGAGACGAACCCGGAAAUGAACCGGAUAUUUGUAGCUCGGCGGAUCUCAAGGAAGAUUGUUCCUGUUUUGGGGGGAAAUUCAGUACGGGCAAAAUCAGUACCGCCGGUCGCAAACUCCAUUUGGCCAGUCCCACACGGGCGGCACAGUACAACUUUGAUACCGAAACGGUAUACACAUUUGACUUUUAUCAAUCAUUAUUGAAUGUGGCAACCUACUCGUUGGAUUUGGGAGUUGCCAAUGUCGGCAUGGCACCCGUGCUCAAUGGACAACCCAUUCAAUGUCUCUGCAAGACUUCCGAUGGACGCUAUCUGUGGUCCUUUCAAAUCUGGCACGAGAGUCUCUUGCCCGAUCCUGAGGACGACGAGCAAGACAAAAAGUCGAGAUAAGCCAGCCAAGAGACAGAGGACGCGUCAGCUCGGAGUUGGCACGAAAGAUGCAACAAGAAUGCCAUGAAACAAGGUGGAGGCAAAUGUGCGAAGAGAUGUACUGUACUAGCUAGUAGUGUUUCAACCCCAAACUCUACUAGUAGUACCAUAUGUAUUCAUUACUGGGCUUUGCAGCUGCUAUGCAUACGGGCGGCUGUACGGUAUCGUUGACAUAUUGCGAGGCUACUGUACCGGUUAAAGCACGUGGGGAACUUUCAAGUCGAGCCGAUGCCGCCAGUCGAACCACUGUUGCAACCACUCAAUCCCCUGUGACUUGAAAAUUGGAAUUCUGGCGCGGUCACUAUCAUUGAGAGACAACCUCAUGCACAUCUAUCGUCAAUUCAUUCAUCCCUUGCUUUGAU
Messenger RNA from Seminavis robusta, 2429 nucleotides. The record is from the annotation of a GenBank genome assembly. NCBI's taxonomy places the organism in Eukaryota, Bacillariophyta, Bacillariophyceae, Naviculales, Naviculaceae.